AUUAAGUCUUACCAAAAAGGAAGUUUCUCUCUCUCUUUUUUUUCUCAACACACACACUCACAGCAAAAAGAAAAAGAGAAGAAGCAAAUAGCAAUGGAGUUUCUCUUUCUCUCACCACAACACAACACCAAAAAUGGAGAUUAACAAAAUCCCACAUUAUUAUUAUUUGCAAGAAUAAUGGGGAAAGUAGAAGAAGAGAAUCAAUUACCAGUAUCAAGAGUAGGUGGAAAUAACAACAGGGAGCAAAAUGUAGAGAAUAGUAAUAAUAGUUGUGGGAGAUUAAGUAAAUGGGUUAAGUUAAGAUGUGUAUUAGCUUUGUUGUUUGGUGGAGCUGUAUUGUUGAGUGCUGUUUUCUUGUUGCCUAUUUUUCAUAAUGGAGAUCUUGGGGAUCUAGAUCUAGACCCUAAAUUUAGAGGUCAUGACAUAGUAGCCAGUUUCAUGCUUGAGAAGCCAGCUUCUUUGGUUGAGGAAUAUACCGUGCAACUUGAGGAUGAUAUUUUUGAUGAAAUAAGUGUUUCCAACACCAAAGUGGAAAUAAUAUCAUUAGAAAAUAUAGCUGGAUCAAACAUAACAAAGGUUGUCUUCGGAGUUGAUUCUGAUACUAAAAAUACGAGGAUCUCUCCAACUGCUCUGAGUUUAGUCAGAUCCGAUCUUGAAAAUGUAAUUAUUCACCAGCCAUUUCUGCGCCUGACGCUAUCUUUGUUUGGGGAUCCUUUUUCUUUCGAUGUGCUGAAACUCAGAGGAGGGAUUACAGUGAUCCCUAAACAAAGUGUAUUCCUUAUGCAAAAUGUGCAGAUCCAAUUCAACUUCACAUUGAACUUCUCUAUUGAUGAAAUUCAAGAUAAAUUUGAUGAACUGACAAGCCAGCUGAAAUCAGGGGUACAUCUUGCAUCAUACGAGAACUUAUACAUCAAGUUGACUAAUGCAAGGGGGUCGACCGUGGAUCCUCCCACUAUUAUUCAGUGUCAAGUUUAUCCACAAGUUGGGAUUCCUUCCAAUUCUAGGUUGAAGCAGUUGGCUCAGACCAUUGGUUCUAAUUCUAAAAACCUCGGCCUGAAUAACACCGUAUUUGGGAGGGUUAAACAAGUUAGCCUGUCUUCUACUUUACAACAUUCUCUCGGUGGUAAUGGCGGUAGUCCUUCACCUUCUCCAUCCCCUCAACCUCACCACCACCAUCACCACCAUAGCCACCACCAUCACCAAGGUUCAAACGUUGCUCCUGCAAUUUCACCUGCUCCGAGGGCUGAGAAAGGUGGAUCAGUUAGUGGGAAAGUUUCACCAGCAUCUGCACCCGUGCCAGCAUCUGCACCAGUUCUUGCACCUGCCCCUGGACGUACAACUCACAAACGUCACAAGGCCCAACCUCCUUGUCAUUUUGGGAGAUACCCAAGGAAGGCAAAUACUCAUCCUCCUGUGCCUGCGCCUGCGCCUGCGCCACCUGUUCGAGCACCAGUCCCUGUACCUCACAUUGCUCCGUCUCCACAAAAACACACACAUCCUCCUACUCCUAACCCUCAUAAAAUCCCUGUGUCAUCAAGCCCAUUGCCCUCUGUAGUGUAUUCUCAUGCUCAGCCUCCUCCAAGGACACCUUCAGUUGCUGAGACCCCGCAUCGAACACCUUCAGUUUCAAACUUGAUAUCAUCUUCAUCUUCAACAGGGAUCGUUUCUUCAAACUUGUGGGCGCUCCCGCUGUUUCUACUUCUUGUACUACGUUUAUAGCAGCAGAAUGCAGGAUUUCCCCCCUCUGGCCACUGAUAUCUGCCUCUUGUAUGAAAACGAGUUCCACGUAUCUUUUCUUCCACGCCGAGGGAAAACUAAAUUGAGGAGCUUUACGAAGAGGGAACAAUGCCAAAAGGGCAUCCCUCGCACCCAAAUGAAUAUAUGUGGUUGUUUGUGCUUGUAAAUACUGUAUCGAAGAUUCAGUACCCCGAUGCAUUUUCAGAGGUUUAAGUCACAGAGGUGACAGGCCUGUAAUGACAUGCAUUACCGCUGUUAUGUAUGAUACCUCUUGCAUAAGUGCAAAGAGGUUUAAGAAAAGCAGCCAACAAAUGUAUAACAAUGCAUUUUUGUUUCUAAUA
Messenger RNA from Lycium ferocissimum, 2078 nucleotides. RefSeq names its product leucine-rich repeat extensin-like protein 2. Bases 178 to 1719 code for a protein of 513 amino acids. The transcript has 5 exons. NCBI's taxonomy places the organism in Eukaryota, Viridiplantae, Streptophyta, Magnoliopsida, Solanales, Solanaceae. The record is from RefSeq and is a predicted model, not a curated record.